AUGACUUUGAUAGAAAAUGGUAAUAAUUUUGGUAAGGACAAGUGUGGUAAUGACUUUGAUAAGGACAAGUGUGGUUAUGACUUUGGUAAGGACAAGUGUGGUAAUGACUUUGGUAAAGACAAAGAAGAGAGAAGAGAAGAGAAUAAAAGAAGAGAGAAUAAAAGAAGAGAAGAGAAGAAGAGAAGAGGAGAAGAAGAGAAGAGAAGAAGAGAAGAGACAAGGAGGAGAAGAGAAGAGGAGAAGAAGAGAAGAGGAGAGGAAGAGGAGAGAAGAAAAGAGGAGGAGAAGAGAUGA
Messenger RNA from Ruditapes philippinarum (Manila clam), 294 nucleotides. RefSeq lists its product as uncharacterized. The record is from RefSeq and is a predicted model, not a curated record. NCBI's taxonomy places the organism in Eukaryota, Metazoa, Mollusca, Bivalvia, Venerida, Veneridae. The transcript has 2 exons. The coding region runs from base 1 to 294 and encodes 97 amino acids.